Messenger RNA from Dioscorea cayenensis subsp. rotundata (Guinea yam), 1323 nucleotides. RefSeq lists its product as uncharacterized. Lineage: Eukaryota; Viridiplantae; Streptophyta; Magnoliopsida; Dioscoreales; Dioscoreaceae. The transcript is spliced from 3 exons. The coding region runs from base 1 to 1323 and encodes 440 amino acids. The record is from RefSeq and is a predicted model, not a curated record.
AUGCUAUCAAAUGCUCCUAAAAACAAUCAAUUGACUUCAUCUACCAUUCAAAGGCAUAUAAUUGAAGCUUGUGGAAAGGAAACUAGCAAAGUCAUUUUGAAUGAGAUAGGAGACAAGUUCUUUUCUCUUUUGCUUGAUGAGGCCCGAGAUAGUUCUAUGAAAGAGCAAAUGGUUGUGGUUUUGAGAUUUGUGAAUGAUGUAGGAGAAAUUGUUGAACGCUUUGUUGGAGUGGUUCAUGUAAUCGAGACUUCUACACAGUGUUUAAAGAAUGUUGUUGAUGAAUUCUUUGCGAUGAAUGGGUUGCCACUGUCAAGACUUAGAGGUCAAGGUUUUGAUGGAGCUUCUAAUAUGCGUGGCGAGCUCAAUGGAUCGAAAGCACUCAUUCUAAAUGAAAACAAGCAUGCGCAUUAUAUUCAUUGUUUUGCUCACCAACUCCAGUUAGUUGUUGUGUCUGCUGCAAAGGAAAAUCAUGAUGUGAGUCAAUUCUUUGAUUAUGUUUCUAUGAUUGUGAACAUGGUUGGAAGUUCAUGUAAAAGGCAUGAUGCUCUUCGGCAAGCACACCAUGAUAAAGUUUUGCAAAAACUACAAAGUGGUGAGAUUUCAAAAGGGCAGGGUCAAAAUCAAGAAAUAAGCUUAGCUCGACCAGGAGUGACGGAUCCUUUAUCAAAGAUUCUAAAAGCCAAAGAUCAAAACAUAGCCACUGCUAUUCGUAUGGUUGAAGCAUUGAAAUGCAAGUUACACGCAUAUAGAGAAAAUGGUGGGGAAAAUUUGUUGAAGGAAACCACUGAAUUCUGUCUAAAGCAUAAAAUUAAAGUACCAAGCAUGGACAAAAUUAUCGAAAGCCGUCGUAUUACACUUGUUGAUGGAGAACCAAUGACUUAUAUUCAUCAUUUCCGUGUGGAAAUCUUUGCAAAGUUAAUUUAUGAGGUUGCUGAAGAAUUGAACAAUCGUUUUAAUGAGGCAAACACUAAUUUGCUUAAGGGUGUAUUGAGUCUUGAUCCUUCCAACAACUUUGCUCAUUUUGAUCAUCAUAAAAUACUCCAUCUUGCUAGAUUAUACUCUAAAGAUUUCUCUACUGCUGAGCUAGCUGAGCUUCACUACCAACUUGAACUCUACAUUGAUGCUAUAAGAGGGGAUCUAGAUUUCUAUAAUCUUGUUGAUGUUGGAGCUCUUGCAAUAAAGAUGGUGAAGCAUAAAUAUCAUAUUUGUUUUCCUUUGGUGUAUCGACUCAUUGAGCUAGCAUUGGUGUUACCAGUUGCCACAGCUACUAUUGAGAGAUGUUUUUUAGCAAUGAAUGUUGUGAAGACCGAUUUGCGCAACUGA